CGCUGUUACGCCGAGUCUAAAGUAUUCAAAGCGCGGAGCUAAUGAGUAAGUUUUUAUCUGUGACAGAGGUUAGACGUAGGAAGGUACCCGAAAACAAGCUUUUAAGUUUUAAAAGUGCUGAAAUAGCGUCGCACGCGCAUGUUAUUAUCGUUUAGAUUACUAACUUAUUUAGAUCAAGAUCAAAUUUUAUGUUUUUAAAUUAAAAUGGGCUUAGACAGUUAUAGUAAUCGGACCAGUGGCUAUUAUUCGGAGGCGUUCACUCAAUGGGGAAGCCAAGAGUCCUGGCCGGAGUUCCAGUCGGCGCUGCAGGAAACACCCGCAGCUGGCAGACCCAGGUCUUCCAGUUUUGCUGAGACGAAAGUUGAUGCCGUGAUGGAAGAGUUCCGAAUGAACGGCUUCGACUCCCCCUACGACCCCGAGGAGGAAAGGAAUUUAUACAAACAUAGAAACAACGCAGAACUAACCGGCAUGGGUCCACCAAGCAUGUACCUGAGGCAAAAGUCUUGGCCAGCCCCGGAUGCUUCUCCUUCCAUACCUCUACCUAAUGCCAGGGAGAGCAAGAGGAGAAAUGCUGGAGAGAUGUUUUUGGCGGCUUCAGGUUUUCAAGCCAAGGCUGAGAAACUAGCUCCAUCGUCGGACGUGAUAACUGAGCAGCAAUUGCGCGUGCUGUCCACUCUGCCCAACUCCGUGCUGUACAACUUGCUGAGGGAGUUGGAGCAGGCGCGAGUGCAGUUGGAAGCGAAGCCAGCGAAACAGCCUGAGGUGGUCGAAUGUCGGUUCUGCAAGAACAACGGAGAGCGGGAGUCGUACUACCGCUCGCACCGCCUGCGCUGGCGCGGCAAGGUGGUCUGCCCCGUGCUGCGCAAUUACCGCUGCCGCCGCUGCGGCGCCAAGGGGGACUCCGCACACACGCUGAAGUACUGCCCGCUCGCCUCUGCCGACGAGCGUCAAAAAUCGAACGCCAUGAUGCAAAGCGUUCGAGCUCGUCGUACCUGGCAAACGCCAUCUAGCGAUAUCGCCAGUGAAUACGUCGUAAUGGGCGAGGCAACUCCCUCUGUGAUAACAGAUGGCGCUUAUUUUAACUCUUAUGAACCACUCGAUCCUAUUUGGGAAGCAUUGGCCAAAAAAUUAAUGCUAUGAAAUAACAAAUUACUUUUAACAUUUAUGUCAUUAAAUUAGUUGACAAAUCGUUGAUUUUUAGAAGUUUAUUAAUUGUGCCAAUUGUGUUAUUCUCAGUAGCCGGUAGAUGGCGUUGUUAGUUUUGUAAUAAUUAUGAUUAUGUUUACUUUUAUAAUUUUUUUGGUGUGCUAUAUUACCUUUCGUGGUAAUAAAUACAUAACUAUUUUUGCUAAAUAUAUAUUUGAGCAUUGACUACAUACAUAUUAUGUUAUUAUAUCGUUGACUAUCGAUGUCCGAAUACUAAUUACAGUAGGUACCUACUUAUCUUUAUUAUGGUACUGAAAUAACGAAAACUUUUUUUUCAGUAAUAUGUAUUUUUAUAGUAGGACUAAUAUAUCAAUUUAAAUCAUGCAUUCCUCUCAUAUAAGUCAAAGUGACCACUUUUUUUUUGAACCUUUAAGAAAUGAAAUAUUAAUGCCACAAAUAAAAUCCACAGCAAUUUUAGGAAACAAUUUUGGAAAAUUGUUAUCUAAAAUGAUUAACUUCUUCUAUAUUGGUGCCAAAUCAUUUGUUUAGUUAGUUAUAUUUUACCAGAUUAUAAAAAUAUCUAUCUGAAUUACUUAUACAUAGUACAAUAUUAUUUUUAGGAUUAAUAAUAAUACUACUAAAUACUAUAAAAUUCGGACGAUCCCUUUUUCACAUCUUACUCACUUAUAAAAUAGGAUAUUUUAAUUUCAUUAUAGUUUAGAAAUACUUACAGGCAUAAAAUUAUGUAUGUUAUAAAUUAUCGAUAACUCUCGUAAACAGUUUACAAAAACUAUUUUUUUCAGAUCAAAUUAUUGAAAAUAUAUUUGUAAAUUAGUAUUUUUAUGUCGUGUGUAUGUAUAAUUUCAUUAUGGUGAUGAAAUGCAGGCAUUUCUAAUGCAUGCUUAGGUACAUUUACGCGAAACUCCAUUGACAUUUGCAUCGAUAUUGUAAGUUCCCAUAAUCAAUUUUUGUAUGAUAACUUACCUGAACUUAUUUCUGCAAAAGAUUUAUAAUGUGUGUUUAACGGAUAUUAAAUAAUACACCUACUACUUGA
Pararge aegeria (speckled wood butterfly) is the source of this 2200-nucleotide messenger RNA. RefSeq lists its product as uncharacterized. Gene Ontology annotation, cellular component: perinuclear region of cytoplasm. Gene Ontology annotation, molecular function: zinc ion binding; mRNA binding. The record is from RefSeq and is a predicted model, not a curated record. NCBI's taxonomy places the organism in Eukaryota, Metazoa, Arthropoda, Insecta, Lepidoptera, Nymphalidae. Gene Ontology annotation, biological process: negative regulation of translation; oogenesis. The transcript has 7 exons. The coding region runs from base 205 to 1140 and encodes 311 amino acids.